AUGGGCCUGUAUAUAUACCUCUCCGAGCAGCAGCUUUGCGCUCAGCUUGCCGGAUCUCUCGGUCCUGAUCACCCCUCGCUCCUCGGCCGAUUGCGCGCCUCCUCAUACGGUUCACAAGGCCCACAGGGGUGCUGUACCCGCUUCCUCAUCAUUGCCUCCCUCACCAUCCUCUCCCUCUCCCGCGACCGCCUGCUCCGCCUGUCGCAGGACCACGAUUCGGUACUCGAGUAUCUGCAGAAUCUCCCGCAGGAUAGUUUGAUGUUGCCGGAGAACUUUAUGAAGGCGUGUGAGGGGGUGAGGUAUGAGGAGAAGGAGUAUAGGAGGACGAGGGCGGCGGUGGAGAAGGAGUUGAUGCGUUGA
Molecule: messenger RNA, 360 nt
Organism: Cryptococcus wingfieldii CBS 7118
Lineage: Eukaryota; Fungi; Basidiomycota; Tremellomycetes; Tremellales; Cryptococcaceae
Exons: 2
Coding region: 1-360 (119 amino acids)
Source: RefSeq, a predicted model, not a curated record